This is a messenger RNA of Musa acuminata AAA Group (dessert banana), 810 nucleotides long. RefSeq names its product thioredoxin-like 3-1, chloroplastic. The transcript has 5 exons. The record is from RefSeq and is a predicted model, not a curated record. The coding region runs from base 198 to 731 and encodes 177 amino acids. Gene Ontology annotation, cellular component: chloroplast stroma. Lineage: Eukaryota; Viridiplantae; Streptophyta; Magnoliopsida; Zingiberales; Musaceae.
CCUCGUUUGUGGAUAAGCAACACUUGACCGCCGUCGAUUCUUCUCGAUAUAUCCCUCGCCAACAUGACGAGGAGCAGAGGCAGUCUGGAGCUUUUUGUUUCCUUCGAUCGAAACAGCUCCGACCGGAGGUUUCAGGCUAUCGAUUCGUACAAAAGCGUCGCCUUUUUCCCUCCCAGCUCCAAUCCCCGGCCACCAGAAUGGCAGUCUUGGCUCCAAACUGUUGUGUUUUCGGUAGCCGUGGUCUUGACGGACGGUGUGCUUCGGCGGCAGCUAAUGCCGGAGCCGUGGUCUUGGCUCUGGGUAGCAGGGCGUGGAAGAAGAGGUCGAGGGUUGGGGUAAAGUUGGGGGCUUCCAGGCAGGAAAUGUCGUCGAGACCGAUGUCGGUGCCGAUGGAAGCCAUUACGGUAGUGGAAGAGCUGGAUCAGAUCCUCGAGCAAGCCCAUGAGCUCUCUCAGGUCAUUAUCGUCGACUGGAUGGCGACUUGGUGCAGGAAAUGCAUCUACUUGAAGCCCAAGCUUGAGAAGCUUGCUGCAGAAUACGACCCAAGAGUCAGAUUUUAUUUGGUGGAUGUCAACAAAGUCUCUCAGGAAUUGGUGAAGCGAGGAAACAUCACGAAAAUGCCAACCAUUCAGCUGUGGAAGGACAAGGAAUGGAAGGAUGAGGUGGUUGGAGGCCACAAAGCAUGGCAAAUCAUCGAUGAAGUCCGAGAAAUGAUCCAAAAACAUAUUUGAUGCACCAUCUCUUCAUUGCAAAGCAUGUAUAAUCUGUAGAUGUGGACACAUAUAUAUAUGUUGGUCAUGUCCAGUUUCA